AUGUUUGUUUGCGAUUCUGAGCCAGCUCAAGAAUCAUUUGCCUGCAAUGGCAAUCCCCCAGUGGCAAACGAUGGCGCAGAAAUCAAGAACCUGAAGAACAAUAACGGAAGCGAAAACAGAAGCCCCCAUCUCGGAGGUGGUGGAGAAGAAGACAACAGCUCACCGCUGCAGGAAAUCGAUGAACAUUACGUCUGCGACAUUGCCAUGAUGCGAAUUGGUGGGGAGGAGAGCCUACCGGUGACACACAAUGAGCCAGUGGAUGAAUCACCGCCGCUGGCCCACAAUGAAAGUACAAACAAUGAGAACGAGGUGGAGAUCGAUCGCCAGGAGGAGGAGCAGGCGGUCAGCGAGCUGGUGCGAUCGAGCAGUGCCGGUGCCCUUAUGGAGGCCGACAGCAAAAAUGGAGGCAGCAUGCGAGUGGUUUUUGGCAUCCUGGUGCGACUAGUUCUUCCACUGGCCAAUGGAGUAGCCAGGGGCAUCAAGGGCAUACGCGAUGUUCGAGUGCUGAGGGUUCUCCAGAAUCUGGCCUCCAGCCGGCAGGCUCUUACCAAUCUGGUGGCCUUUGCCGCCAACACUAUAUCACUGAAUCUUUCUUCGGUUCAGGUUUCCAAUCGCAUGGGGCCCCUUCUGAAGCUCCUGAAAAUGCGCAAAUCACAGGAUGGCCUUGAGAGUCUUCCCGACACAUUGAGUGCGCCCUCCACUCCCUGCACUCCCUGUCCAACCAGCAAUCCGAUGCAGGGUCCGCCCUUUUACACAGUUCGCUCGGACGCACCCAACUGUUGUACAAUAAACAUCCUGGCCGAACCGCCACCGGGUCAACCGAUCCGAGCAGAUAUUGUGCUCAUCCAUGGUCUGCAUGGAUCUUUGGUGAACACAUGGAAACAAGGACUCUGGCAGAACGAUCGCCAGCCGGUGGAGUUCGAAAGGCCACCACGUCCGCCAGUACGUCCGCCAAAACGACCUCGUCACUCCCGUAGUGCAGCGAUUCAUCCAGCUCCGCGGGAGAAGCGAGCAAAGUUUGCUUCCCUCAACCGAUUUAUGGACACACCAGAUGAUUCUCCAGUGCGGCAAAGGGCACGGCUCCAGAGGUCCAUGCCAAUGCAGCCGGAAGACUUCCAGAUCAAUGCUUCCGAUAGUGAUGAUAGCGACUAUGCUUAUGUGUGCGGAGAGCCUGAAGAAAUCCAGAUUUGCGAGGGCAUCGAGUACAGCUUUCCCACUUUUCGGCUCAGGAUGCAGGACAACAGCCGUUUGCUACAAGCAGAGUUGGAGUCCAUGCUGCAGGCCAAUGGCAAUGAGGAGGAGGGGACCAAUGGGAAGGAUAACCGCCCGCGUCCCGCUUCACCAGCCACGCCUCGUAAAGCCACCCGCAAGAGCAAGCCAUCUCCAAAUGAUCCAAACUACUCCAAGUGCUGGCCUGGGGAUUGGCUUCCACUCGAUUGUCCCGGCGUGCGGGUUAUUGCCGUAAACUACACCACUGAUCAGUACCUUUGGAGACCGCUGUGGAAAAGCAAGGAGCCGCGCUCCAGCUUGAUCCAAAGGUCUCGUGAGAUGGCCGAGCUGCUCAUUCAGCAUCGCGUUGGCCAUGGUCGUCCUAUUAUCUAUGUGGGCCACUCGAAGGGUGGACUCUUCAUCAAGCAACUGAUGGUCGACGCCUGGGAAAGCGGUCGUCCUGCGAUGACGCCGCUUUGGCGAUCUGCCCGUGGUUGCUUCUUUUACUCGGUGCCCCAUCGAGGAUCCCACUUGGCCAGCAUAAAGGCACCACUACUCUCCCGCUCCGUGGAGCUGCUAGAGAUUGAAAAAAAUAACAAGUACCUGCUGGAUUUACAUCGGAGAUUUGCGGGACUAUAUCAUCUGGGUCAUCUGAAGAUCGAGGUGUUUAGUUUCGUGGAGACCGCCUUGACACUCAUGUCAGUGCUGUAUCUUCGCAUUGUGGGAGUGGACUCAGCGGAUCCUGGAAUUGGAGACGUCUGCGGCAUUCGUCUGGAUCAUCGAGAGAUCUGCAAACCACGAGGACGGGAUUGUAUUUUGUACAAAGAACUGGUGAAAAUGAUUGAGAAGGUGUGCUGAGAACACGGCGAAAGUGGAAGACAUUAUAUGUUAGAAAGUAUACUGUAUGUAGGACCUGAUAUGUUUAAACCAUAAUGUGUAUAGAACCGACAAUUUGAUGAUAAUUACGCGUACCUAUAUGAGAUGCCACAGCAUCCAGCUGAGGCACACUAAAUGCUAGAGCGCCGCUUGUUAAUUUAAUAGUGCAUAGCAUAGGUGUUCAAUAUUCGCCUAUCCAUAGCUCAAGUUAGUUAUACACAUAUUAUGUUGCCUUUAGUUUAAGCUUAAAAAAACGAGCAGAUAUUUAUGCUCAGACAUGCCAUCUGGUGUCAAUGAUAUUUUGGAAUUUUUGUGAUCGAUUGUGAUCAUUUUUCUAGCACUUUGUUGUGAUGAUCCCCCAAACACUCGUGAAAACGUUAUUGAUAUUGUACCAUAUUUAGAGUUUGCUAGUUUCUAUGAAUCUAUCUAUCCAUUAAUCGAAACACACACCGCUGUAAAAUGUUACCAACGAAGACACAAUUGAUACAUAUUUGAAUUUCCAGACAAUUAAUUAAUCGAUGUUUUAUACCUAUUUGUUAAGGAUUUAAUUACUAAAACCAAUAAAUUAUCUUUUAUAAAAAUCCAAA
Drosophila mauritiana is the source of this 2672-nucleotide messenger RNA. RefSeq lists its product as uncharacterized. The record is from RefSeq and is a predicted model, not a curated record. Bases 1 to 2067 code for a protein of 688 amino acids. The transcript has 6 exons. NCBI's taxonomy places the organism in Eukaryota, Metazoa, Arthropoda, Insecta, Diptera, Drosophilidae.